UUUUUAUUUAGAUAACAUUUAAAAACUUAACUUGCCAAAGAGAUAAACUGAAUAAAUUGAAUAUUACAAAAAUUGGCAUUGGGAAGGAUUAACACUCCGAAUCGUUGCAUAUGAAUCAAAAUCUUAGUGAAAAUACCAAUAUGAGUGGCAGACUCAAGAAUUCAACUCCUCAAACCCCCAACAUAUGUCCACAAGUUCGUAGCCGACCACGUAACCGCCAAUUUCGUUUAAUGUCGACAUCAGCAAAUGAAGAGGAACUAUCUCCCAAUUCACCGCCCACUAUUCUUAACAUAGUGGUACCAAGUCAUAUAGGCAGUGAAACGUCGGUUGUAAGUGCUGGUUUAAAUGCAGCAUCGUUAAAUGUGGUCACAAAGUCAUCGGCACCAUUUGUGCCGUCGCCAAUGUUAGAUUCGAACGAGUACUAUGAGAAUUCAAAAUAUCGGCAUUAUGAUUCGUGGCUCGAAGAGUCUAAUUCAACCAUUAAAUCGUCCACAAAGAAGUGCCAGUCAAAAUCUACCAAAACUGAAAAAUCGUUUCCUAAGGAGGACCACUUUGAAUCUCAACAAUCAGCUACAAUCGGUCAUCCUUUUAAACCCCUACAAUAUGACGUAAGCUAUUUGAAGCAGCGGCUUGUCAAGUACCGUGCCGAAACAGAAAGUUGUGGAGAUGCAGCUAAAUUGAAUGGGCAAUUAAAUGAAAUAUUUAUUCGACGCCUGGUAGAUAUUGAAAAUAUGGCGAAAGGUGAUACGGAUAUCAAGCUUGUAACUUAUCAGGAAUGGGUGGAUAUGCUAAUGCAAAUCAACGAAGUAAUCAUUGGUAAUAUGAUAGAUCUAGAGAGUGAGGUYGCAGAGAAGCUAGAAUGCAUGAAACGUCGAAUACAAUCCAGCUGUAGUCAAAUCAGCAAUAAUGAACAAAAAUAUCGUCAGGACAUUUGUUCUCUAAUGAAACUCAUAAAAAACGCAUAUCAUCACGAUAACUGGGAUAUUGAGGGGCUUGAAUUUCAGACUGUAAAUCUACCUGAAAUUUUGGGCACGAGAAAUACCACUUGUUCGGAACAAUCAAAUAUUAUGACGCUAGAAUGCGGCGAAGAUGAUCGAGACUCCGCCAAUAGGUGUUGUCUUAAAGAGCCCGAGUGCAUUUUGCAAAAUGUUAUAUUUGAUCCGUCUGAUGCUGGGGGUGGAGAAAAUGAUCAACAUUUAAAAUUUCAGUCGAGCUGCGUCGCCAGUUGCGCUAAUACCUGCAAGCUAAACGAAAACGUG
This is a messenger RNA of Bactrocera latifrons, 1259 nucleotides long. Its product is annotated as interaptin-like. Lineage: Eukaryota; Metazoa; Arthropoda; Insecta; Diptera; Tephritidae. The record is from RefSeq and is a predicted model, not a curated record.